AUGUCUAGCUUAGAAGAGAGUUCUUCUGCAACUAAGAAAGCUGUUGGUCAACAGCCAGAGACACAUGUGGUGUCCCCUUACACCUUGUCAAGCUCCGACAACCCCGGUUCGAUGAUCUCGUCAGUUUUGUUAACAGGCGACAACUAUAACGAGUGGGCAACGGAGAUGUUAAACGCUCUUCAAGCUAAACGCAAGACAGGUUUCAUUAAUGGAACGAUCCCUAAACCAGCUGGUGACGAUCCCAAUUUGGAGAAUAGGAUGACGGUGAACUCCAUGAUUGUUGGUUGGAUAAGGACUUCGAUCGAACCAAAGGUCAAGUCCACUGUAACAUUUAUCGCCAACGCUCAUCGGUUGUGGUUGGAUUUGAAGCAGCGCUUCUCUGUUGGGAACAAGGUGCGUGUUCAUCAACUUAAAAGUCAGCUUGCGUCUUGUCGACAAGAGGGUCAAGCGGUUAUCGACUACUAUGGCAAACUGUGUUCUCUUUGGGAGGAAUAUCAUAUUUACAAGCCUCUCACAGUGUGUUCUUGUGGCUUGUGUACCUGUGGAGCUACCUCUGCUCCGGCUAAAGAAAGGGAGGAAGAGAAGGUUCAUCAGUUCGUAUUGGGUCUCGAUAAAUCCAGGUUUGGUGGUUUGUGUGCCACUCUUGAUGCGAUGGAUCCUCGUACUUCUCUCGGUGAAGUUUAUAGCCGAGUAAUAAGAGAGGAACAGAGGUUGUGUUCUAAUCGUCAACGAGAACAAAAAGAGAAGGCUGUGGGUUUUCUUACUCGUCCUGAUGCUACUGGUGGAAGCAAACCAGACUCCAUUGUAAGCAAGAGUCGUCUCUCUUGUUCUCACUGCGGGCACACUGGUCAUGACAAACGUGACUGUUGGCAGCUCGUCGGCUUCCCAGACUGGUGGACAGAGAGGUCUGAAAAGAGUAAUAAUGGUCGUGGUUCCAGCAGCAGAGGAAGAGGCGGUCGUGGUUCUCCUUCCAACAGCGGUGGCCGUGGACGUAGUCAGAUGGUUGCUGCACAUGCUACCAGCUCGAACUCCUCUGUUUUUCCUAAGUUUACACAAGAACACUUGAAGGCUUUUACCCAGUUUCUUCAAGAAAAAUCCAACAAUAGCACUUCCGCAGGCGACAGUUCCAACAAGUUGUCUGUUAAGCUUAAGCUUGGCAAUGUUAUUUUGGAUACUGGAGCAUCUCAUCACAUGACAGGGAAUCUCUCCUUACUCAUCAAUGUGGUUCCUAUUUCACCAAGUCCAGUUGGAUUUACUGAUGGAAGUAAAACCUUUGCUAUAAGCAUGGGAGUGUUUCCACUCUCAAACAAUGUCAAGUUGACUAAUGGUCUCUUUGUGCCUUCACUCAACUGCACAUUGAUCUCUGACCAUUUUUCGAAGACUUUGAUUGGAAGCGGUGAAGAGCGUGAUGGUGUGUAUUAUCUUACAGAUGUGGCUACAACAAAGAUUCAUAUGGCAAGUGCGAUUUUUGAUCAGGCUUUGUGGCAUCGACGUUUAGGACAUCCUAGUUUUUCGGUUCUUUCGGCUUACCUAUGUUUUCUUGUUCCUCGUCUUCUGUUAGCUCUUCGUCUUGUGACACAGUUUGGUAAAGCGAUCAAGACAGUUCGAACCGACAAUGGCACAAAAUUCAUGUGCCUUUCCCCUUAUUUUCGUGCCAAUGGUAUUGUCCAUCAGACGUCUUGUGUGGCUAUGCCUCAGCAGAAUGGUCGAGUAGAACGGAAGCAUCGACACAUUCUCAAUGUUGCUAGGGCUUUGUUGUUUCAGGCAAGUUUGCCUAUCAAGUUUUGGGGUGAAGUUGUGCUCACUGCCGCCUAUUUGAUCAACCGUACUCCAUCUACUCUUCAUUCUGGUCGCAGUCCUUAUGAAAUUCUUCAUGAUUGCAAGCCUGCUUAUGAUCAGCUCCGAGUGUUUGGUUCUGCGUGUUAUGUUCAUCGUACUACAAGGGACAAGGAUAAGGUAUGUCAACAUAGCCGCAAGUGUGUAUUUGUGGGUUAUCCUGUUGGCAAAAAAGGUUGGAAGGCGUUUGAUAUUGAACGCAACGAGUUUCUUGUGUUUCGUGAUGUUGCCUUUCAAGAAGAUGUGUUUCGUUAUGCGGUUGUGUCUUCUUCUCCAACUGUUGUGUCUUCGUCUCCGACUUCUUGUGAUGAUGAUUGGAUAGUUAGUACUUCGGAGUUGGAGAAUUCGGAUCAUUCCUCUCCAGUUUCCCUGCCGGUUAAUCCUCCUACUCCUGAGCUUGUUGCUCCGACAGUUCCUCCUGUUUCACAGGUUCUACAGUCUUCUCCUGCGCCACGACACAGUAAGCGUACACCUAAGCCAUCUGUGAGAUUGACUGAUUAUGUUCUCUACAAUGCCAAUUACACACCAUCUUCCUCACACGCUCUUCCCGAUCUUUCGUCUGUCUUCGACAACGGUCGAAGGUACGUCUCUGUUUCCUUUGACAGAUUAUGUUUUGGAUGCUGA
Molecule: messenger RNA, 2460 nt
Organism: Camelina sativa (false flax)
Lineage: Eukaryota; Viridiplantae; Streptophyta; Magnoliopsida; Brassicales; Brassicaceae
Source: RefSeq, a predicted model, not a curated record